AUGUCGCAUGGCAUGCAGUCAGCUAACGCGGGCCCUGAACAGAUUCAAGAUUCUGAUUUGUCUAUCAGCGACCAAAAUGAAGAUUACGUCACCAUUCCGGGCCUGGCAGGUGGCGCUGUUGGAACAAAGUACGAUUGGAAUACUUCGUAUGCCGCGGACGAAGGAUUAGACGGCCGAAUUGUUUCUAUUCCGCAGGGUAAAGUUGUCGGUGGAUCGACAAAACUCAAUCGCAUGGUCUUUGAUCGUGGUGCGCGAUCUGACUACGAUGGAUGGGAGGCUUUGGGAAAUGAGGGCUGGAACUUCGAGACAUUCCUGCCAUACUUCAAGAAGAACGAGAAGUUUACACCACCAACACCAGAGAUUCAAGCCGAAUACAACAUCCAAGUUGACCUCGAAUACCAUGGCGAUGAAGGAUAUAUGCAAACAACUUACUCCCCCUUCUUCUGGCCUACGACGAAGAACAUCGUACAAGCUACCGAAGAACUGGGUAUCUCCAUCAACGACCAAGCAACCGGAAAUGCAUUCGGUGGUUAUUUCUGCCCACACAACCUGGACCCCGAGACUGUAACACGCUCCUCUGCAGAGGAAGCCUAUUAUGCAUCUGCCGAGACACGCUCAAACUACCAUCUUCUCACUGGUAAUGUCGUAUCGCGUAUCCUCACAGAGAAGUGCAACGAUACGGAAACGGUCAAAGUAACUGGUGUUGAGUUUUCGACCUCGGCGAAUGCAACCCGCCAACAGACGAAAAUCAAGCGGGAAGCUAUCCUCGCUGCUGGAACGCUUCACACACCACAACUGCUACAGGUAUCCGGUAUCGGUGAAGCUUCUCUGCUCGAGUCUAUCAACGUGAAGACAGUUGUUGAUCUUCCUGCUGUUGGACACAACUUGCACGACCAUAUCUCUAUUGCUGUUGUGAACAUACUAAACACCACCAUCCUAACCAACACUCUGACAACGAACACUACUUUUGCAGCGCAAGCUCGCGAGCAGUACGAUAACGAGAGAUCUGGCCCACUGACCUCCCCAACUGGCGACUUUCUUCUCUUCUUGCCAGUUCAAACCUACACUAACGCCACACAAUCCAUUCUGUCUCAAGCCGUCGCUGGAGGAUCAUCCGCCUCUCUUCCACCUAACACACCCGCUGAAGUCGCACGAGGCUAUGAAGCACAGUUUGACUCUCUUAACAAGAAGCUUGAAGCCAAUGACUCCGCAAUGUUGGAGAUCAUCUGGGCUGAUGGCGUCGUGGUUCUUGGACUUCAACACCCGUACUCCCGUGGAAGCGUGAAGGCGAGUUCAUCCAGCAUGUUCGAUGCUCCAGUCGCCGAUGUGGGAUUCCUACGCAACGAAGUAGAUACUGCACUAUUGCGCGAAGGUGUCCACUUCGCUCGAAGACUGGCUGUUGCACCAUCUAUCGCAUCACUCAACCCCUUCGAAGUUUCCCCAGGCAGCAAUGUUACAGCCUUCGCGGAUAUCGACGCUUUCAUUCGUAGCACUGCGUCGACACUUUACCACCCCGCCGGCAGCUGUCAUCGCGGCAAGCCCUCAACGAUGAGUGUAAGAUUCCAGGCGGCAGUCCUAGCUGACUACGGCCAAGCUGACUGCGGCGUCUUGCGAACUUGA
Alternaria atra is the source of this 1620-nucleotide messenger RNA. RefSeq lists its product as uncharacterized. The transcript has 6 exons. Lineage: Eukaryota; Fungi; Ascomycota; Dothideomycetes; Pleosporales; Pleosporaceae. Gene Ontology annotation, molecular function: oxidoreductase activity, acting on CH-OH group of donors; flavin adenine dinucleotide binding. The record is from RefSeq and is a predicted model, not a curated record. The coding region runs from base 1 to 1620 and encodes 539 amino acids. Gene Ontology annotation, biological process: secondary metabolite biosynthetic process.